Molecule: messenger RNA, 1821 nt
Organism: Marmota flaviventris (yellow-bellied marmot)
Lineage: Eukaryota; Metazoa; Chordata; Mammalia; Rodentia; Sciuridae
Gene: Itpka
Product: inositol-trisphosphate 3-kinase A
Biological process (GO): phosphatidylinositol phosphate biosynthetic process; inositol phosphate biosynthetic process
Cellular component (GO): nucleus; cytoplasm
Molecular function (GO): inositol hexakisphosphate kinase activity
Source: RefSeq, a predicted model, not a curated record
CGCCGCGCCGCGGGCUGGUGGGCUCAGUUGCUGCUCCAGUGCCGGGAAAUGACCCUUCCCGGAGGCCCGACGGGCAUGGCGCGAUCGGGGAGCGCCGGGUCCUGCAGUCCCGGGCUGGAGCGGGCCCCGCGCCGGAGUGUCGGAGAGCUGCGCCUGCUCUUCGAGGCGCGCUGCGCCGCGGUUGCUGCCGCCGCCGCUGCCGGGGAACCCCGGGCCCGUGGGGCCAAGCGGCGUGGGGGACAGGUUCCAAACGGGCUUCCGCGGGCUCCCCCAGCCCCGGUGAUCCCGCAGCUGACCGUGACAGCCGAGGAACCGGACCUACCCCCGGCCAGCCCUGGACCGCCCGAGCCGGAGGGUGACUGGCUCCCGGCAGUGGGCUCGCACCUGCAACAGCCACGGCGCCUUUCCACCUCGUCACUUUCCUCCACCGGCUCCUCGUCGCUGCUUGAGGACUCGGAGGACGACCUGCUGAGCGACAGCGAGAGCCGGAGCCGCGGCAACGUGCAGCUGGAAACAGGCGAGGAGGUGGUUCAGAAAAGCCACUGGCAAAAGAUCCGGACCAUGGUGAAUCUGCCAGUCAUGAGCCCUUUCAAGAAGCGCUAUGCCUGGGUGCAGCUGGCGGGACACACAGGGAGUUUCAAGGCUGCUGGCACGAGUGGACUGAUCCUGAAGCGCAGCUCGGAGCCUGAGCGCUAUUGCCUGGCGCGGCUGAUGGCUGAUGCGCUGCGUGGCUGUGUGCCCGCCUUCCAUGGCGUUGUUGAACGCGACGGCGAAAGCUACUUGCAAUUGCAGGACCUGCUUGAUGGCUUCGACGGACCCUGCGUGCUUGACUGCAAGAUGGGCGUCAGGACUUACCUGGAAGAGGAACUGACCAAGGCCAGAGAGCGGCCCAAACUUCGGAAGGACAUGUACAAGAAGAUGCUGGCGGUGGAUCCUGCAGCACCCACUGAGGAGGAGCAUGCGCAACGGGCUGUCACUAAGCCUCGCUACAUGCAGUGGCGGGAAGGCAUCAGUUCCAGUACCACGCUUGGCUUCCGUAUCGAGGGCAUCAAGAAAGCAGAUGGCUCCUGCAGCACCGACUUCAAGACUACACGAAGCCGGGAGCAAGUGACUCGCGUCUUUGAGGAGUUUGUACAAGGCGAUGCAGAAGUGCUGAGGAUGUAUCUGAACCGUCUGCAGCAGAUCCGAGAUACCCUGGAGGUCUCUGAGUUCUUUAGGAGGCAUGAGGUGAUUGGCAGCUCGCUCCUGUUUGUGCAUGAUCAUUGCCAUCGAGCCGGCGUGUGGCUCAUCGACUUUGGCAAGACCACACCCCUUCCCGAUGGCCAGAUCCUGGACCACCGGCGGCCCUGGGAGGAGGGCAACCGUGAGGACGGCUAUUUGCUGGGGCUGGACAAUCUCAUUACCAUCCUGGCCAGUCUUGCUGAGAGAUGAAGCCAACCCUUUGUCCCAACACUUGGGCCAACAGUCAGACAGAUGUGGACCUGCAGCUGCAUCCCCACUGUGCAUGCCAGCAAGAGACAGGAAUACCGCUGGGCGGGCAGUUCAUUCAGUCCUGCAGGGCCAGGUGCCAACCACUAAGGGAAUGCACUGCCAACACCCAGAAUUGGCCUCCACUGAGCCCCAGUGUUCCCAGAGCUUAAUGACACUAAUUUUAUAGGAGGGGAGGGGAACCAUGGGCUCCUUCGCCAGCCCAGCUCUUCUGAGGCAGCUUUGUACCUCUCCAGAGGGGCCAGGUAAAAGAUUUUAUUUCACAGGUCUAGACCUAUUGGUCUAACUUCCCACACUACAAUGGACUCCUCAUUCCUAAUAAAACUCAAAGAC